CCACGACACCCCAUCGCGUAGGACAAUGUCCUCCUCAACAGUCCAGAGACUCAUCCUAGGCGCGUUGGCUGCCAACAUCGGCCUGACCGGUAAGCAUCCGUCAAUUCACACUCACUCCGCCGUCAUCCAUUACAGCAGUCCCGUCAUCCUCCGGCAAUUGUUGUUCGGCGUUGAUCUUCCUGCGCCGCAAUCGAAAUGUCUCCGGUGUGAAGAUUGCUUAAAAUAGACCCCGUCGGAUGGGGAUUCCCAUCGACUCUUUCUUUUCCCCCGAGCUGACGAGGUAUGACGUCACCCAGGCUAUCACCUCUUCGACAAUCGCGAAAAGCACAAUUUCACCUACGAGGAGAUGGAGGCCCGCAUGGAUGAGGUCGAGGGCACCCUCCGCGGACACAUUGGUCUCAUCGAGGACAGCCUGCAGCGCAUCGAAGAUCGCCAGUUGGGGAAGAAGGACAUCAAGGGUGGAUGGGGACAGGGGAUGAGCGAGAAGGCGGAGGAGAAUUAUGCGAAACGGGGCAAGGAUGACAGGAGCAAAUGAGAGGGGAAGGUUGGAUUGAUUCGCAUGUCGAUAUCUUAUUCUUGAUCAGCACUGAAGUUUGUAUCGUCGCGAUUAAAGGAGACCCUUGAUGUAAUAUCCUUCGUGGUGAUGUUCGGGCAAGAUGCAGAACUCUGUCCGGCCGGUGGGGCUCUCGACGCCGGCUCGCAUGAUGUCAAAAUCCAUAUCAUCAAAGGACUUCUCGAGGGUCUCGGGCUUCACAGCAGGCCACGACACG
Dissoconium aciculare CBS 342.82 is the source of this 770-nucleotide messenger RNA. RefSeq lists its product as uncharacterized. The record is from RefSeq and is a predicted model, not a curated record. The transcript has a single exon. Lineage: Eukaryota; Fungi; Ascomycota; Dothideomycetes; Mycosphaerellales; Dissoconiaceae. The coding region runs from base 347 to 535 and encodes 62 amino acids.